GUGAGGCAGCGCGUCCUCGGUCCGAAACGAGCGCCUGGAGCUGCUCGCUCGGAGCGGCGCGGAAGAGCCGCCGGGAAAUGUCCCUUUAAGUGCCCGGGAGGAGCGCUCCGGGUCACGAGAAGCCGCUCCGUGCUCGCGGGGGAGAUUUUCCGGCGGAGCCGAUCCUGCGCCCGCCCGCCUUCCGUCCUGCCCCGGGAGAAGCGCCGCCCGCUCCGGCCUCGCCGCCGCCCGAGCCCGACUCGCCGCUCGCCGGAGCAGCGCUGCCCAGCCGGUAGGCCCGCGCCGAAGCGGUGGCCGAGAGCGGCGGGCCCGGGCCUGGCGGCGCCGCGCGGGCCCGAGCGAUGGAGGGGCAGAUGGCGGGGCUCUACGACCUGGGCCGCCGGCUGGGCCGGGGCCACUUCGCCGAGGUGCGGCUGGCCCGGCACGUCUUCACGGGCGAGCGCGUGGCCGUCAAGGUGAUCGAGAAGAGCCGGCUGGGCGGCGCGGCGGCGGCGCGGCUGCGGCGGGAGGUGGGCUGCAUGAAGCUGGUGCAGCACCCCAACGUGGUGCGGCUCUACCAGGUGCUGGAGACGCCGGCCCGGCUCUACCUGGUGCUGGAGCUGGGCGACGGCGGGGACCUCUUCGACCUGCUGACGCGGCGGCCGGGCGGGCUGGAGGAGGCGCAGGCCAAGGGCUACUUCGCCCAGGUGGUGCACGCCAUCGCCUACUGCCACCGCCUGCACGUCGUGCACCGCGACCUCAAGCCCGAGAACGUGCUCUUCUUCCAGCACCAAGGGGUGGUCAAGCUCACCGACUUCGGCUUCAGCAGCUGCUUCCAGCCGGGCACCAUGCUGGCCACCAGCUGCGGCUCCCUCGCCUACUCGGCCCCUGAGAUCCUGCUGGGCGAGGAGUAUGACGCCCCCGCCGUGGAUAUCUGGAGCUUGGGUGUCAUCCUUUACAUGCUGGUCUGUGGACAUCCCCCUUUCCAGGAGGCCAACGACAGCGAGACCCUGACCAUGAUCCUGGACUGUCGCUAUGUGAUACCAUCAGGCGUCUCCGUCCUGUGUGCAGACCUUAUUGCCCAGAUGCUGCAGCGGGACCCCAAGCAAAGGGCCUCCUUGGAGCUAAUUGAAAACCACCCGUGGCUCCAGGGGGUGGACCCCUCCCCAGCCAGCCAUUCUCUUCUGCCGCUGACGUCGCACCGGAGGGUUUUGGAGGAGGAGCACGAGGUCAUCAUCCAGACCAUGAUGUGCGGCCACAUUGCAGACCGAGAAACCAUCCAGGAAGCCCUGGAGGCCAAGCGCUACAAUCACGUCACUGCCACCUACUUUCUGCUGGCUGAACGGAUUCUGCGCGAGAAGCAGGAGAAGCAGAGCCUGGCGGAGCAGCUCCAGAGCAGGAGCCCGCCAGGCGAGUCCCGCCUCCCUCAGCCCACAGAGCUGCCCCCAGCCACCAAGAGCACCCUGGAGAACGUCGCUGCGGAGUACGCCAGGAAGCCUCUCCUGUCCCGCUCGGCCUCAGGCGAGGGCAGGUCCUCUUCCAGCUUCCAUGGAUGCGGGCAGCCUCUGCGGGCCCUCAUCCAGCCCUCCCUCAUGGAGACAGGCAUCGCCAAGAGCACCCUGGCCCUGCAGCAGAUUUCAGAGGAGGAGGAGGAGGAGGAGGAAGAGGCAGAAGGGAAGCCGGGCCUCUCUCGAAGGCGGACCUCCUCCUUGAACCAAGAGCAGAUGAGCCGCUUCCAGAGCACCGCAUCAUCCCUGCUUUUCUGCCGGGGCCUUGCAGCCCACUACAAAGCGGGCAAGAGCCUCCUCCCUUCACACGCCAAGUCCUCCUGCCCGGAACAAGGGCCUGGGACGGCUCCAGCGGCUCCAGGGGAGCAGGCGUCCCCCAGCAGCCAGUCAGGGGCAGGCCGAGCCCCCCAGACAGAGGAGCCGGGUGGCCGCCUCGGCUUGCAAGCGGGGAGGAGGCCUGCUGAGCCCCCCGGGGAAGCCACCCCACUAGGCAGUCAUGGAGGGGGCCCUGCCAGACCAGAGGUGGCACCGGGCCGAAUCGAGCCCCUCCUGGCAGAGGAAGAGGAGCAGAGCGACCUCCUUCCAGCGAGAGGAGGAGAUCCUGUCGAGGGGGAACUCUCGGGGGCUGGGGAGGAGAGCCCCCAGCCCCAGAGCAGCACAGCUCUCCUGCAGGGUGGCGGUGCCCCCGGAACCACUGGAGCCGAGGUGGGGCCAGGGGCGGAGGGCAAGGGCCUCGAGCUGGGGCCGCCCCACGGGGCCAAGGCCUGCUGCGAUGGCCAGAGCAGUGGCAGCGGCCACGACAGCCUCGCCGACAGCAUCAUCAAGCUGGACCCGGCCAAAGGCAAGAACGCUAACCUGAAGGAUCGGCUCCUGCAGUUCCCGCUCUGCGAAAAGGCCCUGGCCUUCCGGAUGCAGCCCAGCUCCAGGGAGAGCCUGCUGUCCUUGGGGCAGUUCAACUGUUGCCACGUCAUCUAGGCCCGCGAGGGGGAAGAGCAAGGAGAGCUCAGGCGGACCUCCGAGGGAGAGCAGGGCAGCGGCAGAGCCCGGUUGCCAAGGUCCGUGCUGGCUGGCUGCCUCCUCUCAGGAGGGGCUUCCUGCGCGAGAAGCCGGCAGCUCCCAGCACCCCCACACCAGCCUUUGGCCGGGGCGUUUCCCCUCACGUCCCCCUGCACCCACAACUUCUGACACAAACCCUCUCCCUGGUCUGUGGUGGAGGAAGCCUUUGGCUCACUCUGGAGGACUUGGAAAUUGGGAGGAAGCCAAGGCUGUGCUCCUCCGAGUCAGAAGGGAACUUGGGGUGUCUAUGGGCCCUGGAGGUCUUGGAGAAGCAUUUCCAGGAGAUGCAGGAUCUCUCCAGGCCUCUGCAGACCUCCGACUUUAACUUAAGGUAACCGGCCUACAACUCCCGGGUUUUUUUUACCCCAGGCAGGCAGUGGGCCUGACUUUCCCUGGCAGAGCCCCGGCCAUCUCCCCCUUGUGGUGCCUCCAGGCCGGGGAGGUCAGGCACCCGGCUAACGUCUCCAUCAGGAGCUGUGGAUGAGCUGGCAGCUGUGGAGGGAGGGAGGGAGGGCCUUGUUCCCUUCUCUCUGGCUGUCC
Pseudonaja textilis is the source of this 3083-nucleotide messenger RNA. Its product is annotated as serine/threonine-protein kinase SIK2-like. Gene Ontology annotation, cellular component: cytoplasm. Gene Ontology annotation, molecular function: ATP binding; protein serine/threonine kinase activity. The record is from RefSeq and is a predicted model, not a curated record. Lineage: Eukaryota; Metazoa; Chordata; Lepidosauria; Squamata; Elapidae. Gene Ontology annotation, biological process: protein phosphorylation; intracellular signal transduction.